AUGUCCGCAUUAUCUGACUACAGAGCCUCGUCGGGCUCCCUCACUUCGCCUUCCCCAUCCCCGCCCCCCGUGUCCCCGUCCAAGAAGUCCCCGUCCACAGCUAAAGCAGCAGGGCUCGACAGCAGCUCAGAGCUCUCAGAGCUCACAGAGGACGAACAGGACGGCAGCCGCGAGUCUCCCCACAGCGACACUCCUAAUCAGGAUGGCCGGCGCGUCCAGCGCAGAAAGCGCUCCGGCAUCGUUCCCGAGCCCAUGUGGGACUGGGCGUACAAGGCCAACGGUCGCAAGUCCAAUGACACGGACGAGCCCUCCUCCACCCAUUCCAGAAACUCAGCAGCCUCGAAUGCGGGCCACGCUCCUGAUGACAUCGCACGCGAUGAUAUCGAAAAGGACGAUGCUGAAGGCAGCCGGCCCUACACCUACCCGGCGCGUCGAGAGUCGGAUGACGACGACGACGCCGACGACUUUGACGAUGGUGGCGACCCGGACCAACCCGCAGACUCUGAACCUGAAAACGAUGGUGUCGAGCCUCCAUCCAAACCCGUCCCAGCUAUUGUGCCUCUCGCUAAGGCCGUCACCCGCGAGUCAUCCACCGCGCUCACAGAAGAUGAAGAACCAACAGCCGCACCCUACAGUGAUUACUCAAUGGAAUCCGAGGAAGAAGAAGAGCCUCGAGAAGAGGAGGACGAUGUCACUGGCGACGCUGGUGAGGAUGGCGAAGAAGGCGAGGAUGUUGAGGAUGAUUCCGAACCAGCCAAAAAUGUAGACACUGCACCCGUCGUCCCACUGGCACCAGCCAGCAGUUCCAUUAUGGCCGGCCAGCAAAUCAUAAAAACUCCCUCUCCGUCCCCAUCUACGUCUCCCGAGCCGGAAGACGAACCUGCGGAAGAGCCUGCAGGCGCCAUAACGGAAAAGGUGGUCAAAGCCGAGCCGGUCGAGCCGGAGACAGUCACUGUUGCAGGCCCGAAUGACGACGGCGCUGACAAUGCUGACCAGGUCGAACAAAAUGCAGAACGCGAUGCGGAUGUCGAAGCCGAAGUCGAGACCGAAGAAGCUGAGCUCGACCUGCAGCCUGCUCAUCGUGCUGAGGCUCUUGAUGUACUCGCGCAGAUCGAACUACGCUUCGCUCUCGUGAGAGAAGCAUUGUACGUUGAGAAGAUGGAAGAUCUGGCUGUGGAGGAAGCCUUGGUACUUCGAGGUCUCCAUCCUGAAAUGAUACAUCUCCAGAACGAGCUACAGACCCGGCAUGACACAAGGCUUGAACUCGCUGCAAAGAAGCGAAGCUAUGAGGAUGAGCACGUCACGCUCAUGCGCAAAAUGGAUGAGAAAAGUAUAUGGAGCUGGUGGAAGUUUGAGAGGAAUGACCUUCAAACGAAUAUGUUUGCAGACUCUAACAGGAAGAGACGAAGACUUGAACGGGAAAAACGUGCUUUGGAUCGUCCAUCGCUGCCGCAACGUAUCCCUCCACCACCUGCUGGCCGUGUACCCGCAAAGCCUUUAUCCGUCCGCGAGCUCGUCAAGUUUGCCUCUCUUGAUGCUGUCCAGGACCGUCCAAAGUUGAAACGCAAACGCAGAGAGCCAUUAGAUCAGAAUUAUGCAUACCCGUCUUUGUCUGUCCUGAGCCCACAAGAAAUCCAGACCGACCUACAGCUGCUUACCGCACCGCGUUCUCGAGCAUAUCACGGUCCCGUCAUGGGUGAGAUAGGGCCUGGUAUGAAUAUGCCGCCAUCCUUUGAUCAGCAUUAUAUAGAAUACAACGCGCCACCAGGGAUGGGUCCGCCUGGGCAUGGGCCUGCUUUCAUGCAUGGCUUACCAUCUGGCGCUAUGCCUGUACACCAUCCAUACGGCCCUCCACCUCCCGGGCGUGUCUAUCACCAGCCUGGCCCACCACCCAUGAGCAGCAUACAUCAUCCUGGAGUGCGCACGAUGCAAGGUCCAGGAGCACCACCAACAAUAAGUGCAUAUCCUCCACAUAGUACACGCCAACCAUUACGUUCACCGUCGCCUCCACCGAUGCAGGGUUAUGAACAUGGUGGACCCAUUAACGGUAGUCAGCUGUAUGGUGCGACAAGUGGACCUGGACAGCACUGGACCCAGGUCCCGCCGAGUGCCACCUCGAAUCCUAAUGGUGCUCCAGGUCCAUCAAAGCAGCCAAUGAUGAACGGUUAUGCAAAGGAGCACAGAAGAGAUAGAGAAGCAAAAAGCGAGAGAGAGAGGGAGAGAGAACGGGUAUGGCACGAGAAUAACGCGAAGGAUGCACAAGCUCAGGAUGAAUACGGACGUCUGCAUACACCACAUUUACAUCGGAAUAACCAUAUGCAUCAGCAGCUACAGGGUGUACCCCACCACCAUCAUGUCGUCCACCGACAAAAUACUCAUCAUCACCAUCACGCACCACCAGGACGGACUCCGUUGCAGCCUUCAGGACAGCGUCCCCUUGAUGUUGAUCAUGAGUUAUCGUCUAGGCACCCUCCACCAGCAGUUGAACAGAUCAAUUUGUUGCAGAAGCCGACUCCGUCGAGUCCAUACUGGAAACAAGAAGACGAACGUAUUCGAGAGGGCGAGCGCGAUCGUGAACGAGACCGGGAUCGUAGUAGAAAUGCACAUGUACCAUCGGGACCGCCUCCAAUGAGCCAACUCGGGCCGCCGCCUUCAGAUAGGGAGAGACCGUCGUUUGUGAUGACUCCCUCUCAGUUGAUUCAAGCUGGACACAACCCUCCGCGCUUGGAAGGAGGUGCUCCAUCUCGUCGUGAUCUUUGGGCGGAAGAACGACUCCGAUAUGAACAACCAGAUGGUUUUGGACAUGCUCCACAUAACGAUGGCCCAUCCCGACGCACGCAUCAUGUACAUUCGCGCCAAGGUUCAGGAUCGAAUGUACUCGGAUCUCCACGCAUGCGAAAUGGCAAUGGCUUGCCUCCCCAAAGCCCUCCUCCGUCAAUACCUUCACAACCAUCUGGGCCGGGGAUGGGACCGGCGCCUCCACCAGUGUUCACUCCUGGGCUCCUGCAUUCACCUUCCCGUCUGUCAACUUCACUACAUGCUUCCCCACGUGCGAGCGUUGGUGUGUCGACACCAAAGGGCGUAGGUACUCGCCCGGUCUCUCCCCUACCCGUCUCAUCAAAGGCACUGCCCGCCGCCUUUACUCCUGCCGGCCCUGGCACACCUGGAAAUACAGGAAGCCGUCUAGGUACACCUGGACUCGCAGGCCCCGGUACUCGUCCUGAUGCACCGUUGAGUGGACAUGGAUUAGGUCUUACGCAUGGACCAGGAAUUUAUCCCCCCAACGGUUCGACGGGUCUUGCAGGACCUGCACAGCCGCUUAUUCCUCCUGUGAGCGCAGAUGCGGGGCAUAUUGCGCCUCCGAAAAUGACUCCAGUGCAGCUAGGAAAUGGGUCGUGAUGUGGCAUUGUUAUGUUUCUUCUGAGUUCAUUAAUUACCUGCGAGUUCCUCUAUUGCGUAUCUCCUGAUCAUUACUUUUAUUUUCUGGAUUUCUGUCCUGGUGUUUAUACCUUUGUAUGAUUUAUCAACCAUACUACGUUGAAUUCGCUCCAUUCUCCCAAUCCGUAGCCCUCCCCCUUUAUUCCUUCUCACCAUACUCCUUUAUCUUCUUUUCUUAUGACUUGACUUUCCCC
Molecule: messenger RNA, 3632 nt
Organism: Fomitiporia mediterranea MF3/22
Lineage: Eukaryota; Fungi; Basidiomycota; Agaricomycetes; Hymenochaetales; Hymenochaetaceae
Exons: 4
Coding region: 1-3399 (1132 amino acids)
Biological process (GO): negative regulation of transcription by RNA polymerase II
Cellular component (GO): Sin3-type complex
Molecular function (GO): histone deacetylase binding
Source: RefSeq, a predicted model, not a curated record